GAUUUUGGGUUGUCCUGCCUUCAUCGUGAUGAAAUCGGUUGUGGAACAAGUUAUCGCUUCCUUUUACGUCCACCGAAUUCCAAAAAAGAUGAAGAUGAGGAGCUGUUGAAUGUAAUGCGUGAACUAGCUGCAAUGCAAAACAGCACUAUACUCCUAGGAGACUUCAAUCUUCUGAUUGAUUGGAAAAACGCACGUGCACUUUCUUCAACUUCCGCUUCUUUCUUGAAUUUCUUUAAUGAGGGAUCAUUUCAUCAACAUGUGCAACAACCGACCCAUGGUAGUAAUAUUCUUGAUAUUAUACUAUCGACUUUCCCUGAUGUGAUAAAUAUCACUAUUAUCUCCGUUGGCCAUCCCGACUUGAAAAUCGACUUCUCAGCACUCAAUUCACAUUUAUUGAACCAAGGAUUCUGUCAUAAGCUAUAUGAAGCACUAUCAACGUUUGUCCCCAUGAGAUUCCCUAAGGCAUUUUGCUUCAGAUAUCCUCCUCAAAUUAAAAAUCUUAUUAACCAGAAGGAGCGCUUAUUUCACGAAUUAGAAAACCCUCUAAAUAAUUCACUAUACGAAAAGGUCUGCUCCGAUCUUGAUUACAUCUUAAAAAGAUUUCUGGCCAAUCAUGAGCGUCGACUCGCUUCUCAGUCGUCGUUGAGACGGCUACACUUAUAUGUUAGAAGUAAUCUCAAACCCAAGUCCUCCCUCCCAACCCUAACUGACCUACAAGGCUCACUACUUUUGAAUGAAAAUGCUAAAGCAGAAAGCCUUGCUCAGUACAUUGCGAGCGUUUUUUCAAAAGUUAGCUCACAGAGUGAAACUUCAAUGAUCAAAGCCCAUAUUUCACGCAAUUGUCCUGAUAUCUACUUCCACCCACAUGAGGUCUGUACCAUAAUGAAGAAAUUGAAACCUUCUCUGAGCGAACCAAUUGAUGGCAUUCCUCAGAUA
Molecule: messenger RNA, 936 nt
Organism: Ostertagia ostertagi
Lineage: Eukaryota; Metazoa; Nematoda; Chromadorea; Rhabditida; Trichostrongylidae
Source: the annotation of a GenBank genome assembly